AUGGCUCCCGACCAGAAACUCCCUUGGGUGCGCUUGCCAGAACCCUACAAGACCUCAUAUGCCCUUCAAGUCCUCUCUGUGGAACAUGGCCUGCGGACCUUCCAACUGCGGCGUGCAGCUCGUGUGGACGACGGCAUCCCCCCCCCUGUGUCUCUUGAUCAUGCCUCGUUAAAAUUCACAGACCUGGCUCAGCCCGAUUCGUCCAUUCCUCCGCUCGGAAACAACUCAGCCUGGGCUCGCGCUCAACGAAGUCCAAUCACCAAACUCAGCUGGGACAGUGCCGACGCACCGUCAGUCGGACAAAUCUGGAACAUCGUCUACGCCCUCCUUAUCCUCUACACAGAUUUCGAGAUCUUUCGCGUUGUCCUCUCAGGAGAGGGCAAGGAGCUUCUAGCACAAGAACUGCAGGCAGUUGGUCUGGCCACGGAGCACCCCAGCCCUUCUGCUCCCCCGGGCCAGCCAGUGCCAGAAUCUACAGACCAUGUCGGCCAAUUGGUCGUCUUCCGCAGCAUGUUUUGGCAGGGAGCUGGCUCUCCGUUUGGAACGAGACCGGCGUGGGUUGUUGGUUCUGAGACUGGUAAGCCUUUACGGAAGUCUGCUGUAGCUUACCCGGCAUUUCCGGUUCAACAUACUUUGACAACCAGAUUCCCCGAUGUCCGUGUCCAUGCUGUCCACCCCAUUCGCCCCGCCAAGCCAGCCCAGGGCUCGCGCAUCUACAGUCGCUACAUUCCACAUUUGGAUGAGUUCUUUUCUAUUUGGGUGCUGGACUACACCAAUGAGGAGCAUCUGAAGUUGUUCAACAAGUGGCAGAAUGACCCCCGGGUGGCUCAGGGUUGGAACGAGACAGGAACCCUAGACCAGCACCGUGAGUAUCUGCGCAAGAUUCAUGAGGAUCCUCAUCAGAUGGCCGUGCUUGCCAAGUUCAACGAUACUUUCUUCUCUUAUCAUGAAAUUUACUGGGCUAAGGAGGACCACCUAGGAGCCAACUACAACGCAGAUGACUACGAUCGCGGCCGCCAUUCCCUCGUUGGCGACCAGCGUUUCCGCGGACAACACCGUGUAAUGGUCUGGUGGUGCAGCAUCAUGCAUUACAUGUUCCUCGACGAGCCACGCACAAAAUACAUUGUAGGCGAGCCCAAAUUCACCAACCUCGCGCCACUAGCCUACGAUCACGCCACGGGCUUCAAUAUCGAGAAACUAGUCGACCUACCGCAUAAGCGGUCUGCACUGGUGAAGUGCCCGCGAGAGAAAUUCUUCCACAUUUCACCAUUCCGGUUCGAUGGGUCGGAUCAUUUGGAACGGAAUCCAUUUCGAGCUUUCAAACUGUGAUGCUGAGAUGUACUUUUUCUUGGUUAAUUUAGCGUGAGUCAGUUGUUGGUGUAGCAGAGUGGAAUUUAAU
Aspergillus ruber CBS 135680 is the source of this 1399-nucleotide messenger RNA. RefSeq lists its product as uncharacterized. The transcript has 2 exons. Gene Ontology annotation, biological process: siderophore biosynthetic process. Lineage: Eukaryota; Fungi; Ascomycota; Eurotiomycetes; Eurotiales; Aspergillaceae. The record is from RefSeq and is a predicted model, not a curated record. The coding region runs from base 1 to 1329 and encodes 442 amino acids.